AUGGGAACCAAAUGUAACAAACUAAUUGUCAUAGAUGUUGUUACUGGUCGAAUGUUUGAUAUUCCCAUGUUGAAAAGCAGUCACUUGAGCAUUGCACCAGAUCCCUGUGGAAUUCACAGUAUUGAAAUCAACCCAUCUCGGACUUAUCUGGCUACUGGAGCCCACAAUACUAAUGAUUUAGCUGUCUAUAAAUUACCAACAUUUGAUCCAAUUUGUGUAGGAGAAUUUGGACACACUGACUGGAUAUUUGAUAUGACAUGGCUUUCUGAUGAUGUUAUUGUUACAGGUUCCAGAGACAGCACCAUUGCCCUAUGGAGGAUAAAUGAAAAAGAAUUGGAUACAAGCUAUGAAUUGCCUCCCAGAUAUUCUCAUAUAAGGCCUUAUUGUAUCAAGAAGUGUGGUCUAGCAGAAAAAAUCAGAUCUUUUUCUUACUGCAAAAAACGACAGGAACUUGCUUUGGUUUCCUUAAAUGAAUACUUCCAAACCUGGGACAUGAGCAGUACUGAACAGGUAAUGUCACUGUGCACCAUCAUAGAGGUCAACAUUAGCCUCUACUACAGCCUCUUGGGCGUCCCCCCCAGGAAGCGGCGUGCACACAAACUGCAGCCCGAGCGAGAGCUGUCUGCUAAGGCUAUUCAGGUUUUACAGCUAUCUUUACCGAAUUUCCGGGAACCAGUCUGCAUGACCUACUGCAAUGAAAGGCAAGUCUAUGCAAUUGGAUCACAGGCUCAUGUUACUCUUAUUGAUACCAGACUUCCACAAGAAGUAGCAAACAUAGAGUCAAAGGAAGGAAGUUCAGGUAUUCGAUCCAUCAGCUUUCAUCAUGAUGUCAUCACACUGGGAACAGGACUUAGUGUCAUCAUUUUCCUAGAUAUGCGGACCCGAAAAUAUCUGGAGACUCCAAUGAAGAAACAUUGUCAGUUGAUUGUUGGUGAGGGAUGGAUGAAUAAAGAUACCAACUCACCUCUAAUGCAUGAAACCUAUUUGAAUUCAAUCUACACUCACAAUUAUGAUGAUACAGGUACUAGACUGUUUACAGCUGGAGGGCCAAUGCCAUCAGAUGUACAAGGAAACUAUGCAGGAUUUUGGUCUUAA
Acanthosepion pharaonis is the source of this 1095-nucleotide messenger RNA. The record is from the annotation of a GenBank genome assembly. NCBI's taxonomy places the organism in Eukaryota, Metazoa, Mollusca, Cephalopoda, Sepiida, Sepiidae.